AUGGACCCCACCAUGGAGCUGGCAGAGGAUCCCAGGUUCCCCCGCCCGUUGGUGGAGAUGCUGAUCAGGAACUUCAGUGUGCCAGCAGCCUGCUUCUCCCUGCCGCCCACCUCCAGGCAGCUGCUGCAGCAGCUGGACAUAGCCCAACUCACCAUCAUGGGCCUCGCCACCAUCAUGACGCUGCUGUCGGUCGCGAUCUUCGUGGAAGAGGCUUUCUACCUCACCCGCAAGAUCCGCUGCCCCAUCAAGAUGAAGACCCUCCGCUGGAGCAGCUCGGCCCCUACGGUUGUGUCUGUGGUCAGCUGCUUCGGGCUGUGGAUCCCGCGCUCCAUGAUGGUGGUGGAGAUGGCUACGACAACGUACUUUGCCAUCUGCUUCUACCUCCUGAUGCUGGUCAUGGUGGAGGGCUUUGGGGGGAAGGAGGCGGUGCUCAGCACCCUGAAGGACGUGCCCAUGGUGGUCAGCACUGGGCCCUGCUGCUGCUGCUGCCCCUGCCUGCCCCGAAUCACCAUGAGCAAGAGAAAGCUUCAACUGCUGAUGCUGGGGACUUUCCAGUACGCCUUCUGCAGGGUGGUCGCCGUCUUCCUGGGACUGGUCCUGGCCACUGACGGGAACUACAACCCUGCUGACAUCUCGGCGGAGAGCGUGGCCCUCUGGAUCAACACCGUGCUCGGUGCCUCCACCCUCUUUGGACUGUGGGCCCUGGGCAUCCUCUUCCGGCAGGCCCGGCUGCACCUGACUGAGCAGAACAUCAAGGCCAAGUUCUCCUGCUUCCAGGUCCUCCUCCUCCUGACGGCACUGCAGCCUGCCAUCUUCAGCAUCCUGGCCAACAAUGGCAACAUCGCCUGCUCGCCGCCCUUCUCUUCCAAGGCCAGGUCACAGCAGAUGAACCUGCAGCUGUUGAUCCCGCAAACCUUCAUCUUGGCAGUGGUGACGCGGAUGUAUUACCGCAAGAAGGAUGACAAGCCGGGCUACCAGCCCAUCAGCUUCGCACCCGCAGACACCGACGUCAAGCCGUGA
This is a messenger RNA of Gymnogyps californianus (California condor), 1020 nucleotides long. RefSeq names its product solute carrier family 51 subunit alpha (gene SLC51A). The transcript is spliced from 9 exons. Bases 1 to 1020 code for a protein of 339 amino acids. Gene Ontology annotation, biological process: bile acid and bile salt transport. NCBI's taxonomy places the organism in Eukaryota, Metazoa, Chordata, Aves, Accipitriformes, Cathartidae. Gene Ontology annotation, molecular function: transporter activity. Gene Ontology annotation, cellular component: plasma membrane; endoplasmic reticulum membrane. The record is from RefSeq and is a predicted model, not a curated record.